Molecule: messenger RNA, 837 nt
Organism: Brassicogethes aeneus
Lineage: Eukaryota; Metazoa; Arthropoda; Insecta; Coleoptera; Nitidulidae
Source: the annotation of a GenBank genome assembly
AUGAGCCAAAAUAACGAUAUUACCGAAAACAUUGAAGAACCCAGCAAGAAAUACAAAAAAACCCAAAAUGUCGUCCCUGUGGUGAUUCGUCAAGUUCUACAGCAAGCAGACGCCAACUUCACUUUAUUUGGGAUGUCUUGCCAAAUUCUGAAAUUGGUCGCCUUGGUCAAGAACAUCGAAGUUUUGUCCACGAAAAUAGUUUUUAGUAUUGAAGAUCACACCGGUUCGGUAAAAGCGAUACUGUGGCUCGAAAAUGAAAACGAAGCGGAUGACUUACCAAAUAUUAACGUCGGGAACUACAUUACGUUGUACGGAUGUUUGAGAGCGAAUAUUAGGGAAAAACUCAUCGCGGCUGUACACAUAAACGUUAUAACCGAUUGUAACGUGAUCACGACUCAUUUGUUGGAAGUUAUCGCGGUUCGUUUGGAUGCCGAGGCGAAAAGUAAAGAGAAAAUAGAUAUUAGCAUAAGAAACAAUCCUUGUGUGGAUUUGGCUAUGUCUAUGGGUUUCUUAGAGCCUGAAGUUGCGGAAAAUGAGCCAGUUCCUUUGAGUAAAAUGCAAACAAAAAUUUGCGAAAUUUUGGGCAAAUAUAAAGAUAAUCCUGUGGGAGUGCACUUUACUGAAAUUGUUAACCAGUUUCAACCUCAUCAAAAAAGAGAAAUGCUCAAUGCCCUACAAUACCUUUUGGAGGGAGGUUACGCCUAUUCUACAAUUGAUAAUGCCCAUUUUAAGUUAACUAAUACCAGUUUGUUAUAAAGAGACAAAGAAUGUUAAAACAUAAAAUAAAUGUUGUUUGUUGAAUAAGAUUUGUUAAAUUAAAUAUUAAAUAAUAAUGAA